This is a messenger RNA of Symbiodinium necroappetens, 924 nucleotides long. The record is from the annotation of a GenBank genome assembly. NCBI's taxonomy places the organism in Eukaryota, Dinophyceae, Suessiales, Symbiodiniaceae.
AUGAUCAAGGCAAUCGCAAACCGCUUUGUUGAAUCCCUCAUCGCCCUGCUUUUGAUGAGUGUCGUCAUCUUCCUGCUCAGCCGGCUGACGGGCGAUCCUGUGGCGCUGAUGCUCGGUGACGGGGCGACCGAGGCCGACCGACAGGCGUUGAUCGCCGAACUGGGUCUGGAUCAGUCGCUUCCCGUUCAAUAUUUCACGUUUAUCGGCAAUGCGCUGACCGGCAAUUUCGGCCAGUCACUCACGGCCAGCGCCGAUCCGGCGCUUGAACUUGUGCUGUCGCGCUUGCCCGCUUCGCUUAGCCUCGCGGGGGUCGCCCUCGCGUUCACGCUGGUCGUCGGCAUCAUCUUCGGGGUGUUUGCCGCGGUGGCGCACAACUCGCCAAUCGACGUUCUGGCGCGCCUGAUCGCGCUGAUCGGGCAAUCGAUACCCAGUUUCUGGCUGGGGAUCGUUUUGAUGUAUGUGUUCGCCGUGCAAUUGCGCUGGCUGCCCACCUCGGGCUAUGGCGAACCUGUCCACUAUGUCCUGCCCGCCGCCACGCUCGGCCUGUUCACCCUUGCCGCGAUCACGCGGCUGGUGCGCGCCAGCAUGCUCGAGGCUCUGGGCAGUGAAUAUAUCAAGCUUGCGCGGGUAAAGGGGCUCUCGGAAACCGUCGUCGUCUGGAAGCACGCGCUGGCCAACAGCCUGAUCCCCGUCAUUACUUUCAUGGGCACGUUCUUCGCCGUGAUGAUCACCGGCGCCGUUGUGGUCGAGACCGUGUUCGCAUGGCCCGGCAUCGGGCGGCUGGCCUAUGAAUCGAUUCUGGCGCGCGAUUUCCCCGUGGUCCAGACAGUGGUUCUGGUGAUCACCGCGCUGUUCAUUCUCGCCAAUCUCGCCGUCGACAUUCUCUAUGUCAUCGUCGACCCCCGUAUGCGGAGCCGUGGCUGA